ACGCCUCACCGGAGCGAUGAAAAUACAAGCACCGGGGAACAAAUCAGCACCAGAAUCACUGACCACAUCACGAACACAGCGCAAACAUGCGGCAUGUGUGUGAGGAUGGACUUUGCCUUGAAUCCAUCAGUGCAGUUUGGGGUGAAGAGGGUUUCUGAUGCAUACACAAGGGCUCUGAGAGGGCAGUGUGGAGCUUCCAUAUAUGGGCAUGCCCUCAGCUCUCGCUUCCUAUUGGCUGAUGGAGCUGUGCAGCUGCAUGUCAACAAGAUGGCCUUCCUCUCCUGCUUUACUGCAUCUGCUUUACAAUUACUCCACUUUAAUGCGUUAAAGCGCGACUAGGACAUUCUGUAGCUGUCGAAAACACAGCGAGAGAAGGAGAGAGAGAGAGAGAGAGAAAAGGAGAGAAAGAAGGAAAGAGAGAGAAAGAGAGAGAGAGAGGAAGGACAGCUCUCUCUAGCUAUAGGUCAUAGGCUAAUGCUAAUGCUAAUGUUGAUAUUGAUGUUGAUGUAGCAGACCUGUGACACUCCGGCCUUGUUUUAUUUUCUUCUUCUUUUUCUAAUUUUUAAGUAAAUGUUUUUAGAGACGUUUUUAUUCGACGUUAGUGAUUGUUUUUUUUUUUUUUUUUUUGGUCAUUGUGGUGUGACAGCUGUUCUGUCGGAGCCCAAACACAUUGUUUAAAAGAUUGAAACUUUUGAUGGAGACUUCAGACCGUGAACAACGAGUAUGAGUGGUGAAGAGCAGAAUAACUGCCCGGCUUAGUGGCAGAUAUGCUCUUGAUGAAGGGCUCAUGAUGAACCGCGACACCUUUUCCCACAUCCGACUGUGGUGCCCGCGUCCCUUCGGCACCUACUCGCAGAACAAGCCUUACAGCAAUGGCACGAUUGGCGGCGGGACAACAACGUCUGCUCUGUGUAAAGCCGACACCGCCGGCUGUCCGUCCACAGACGAAGGCGGAGUUGCCGAGGAGCAUAAUGAGGACGUGGGCACUGAGAACACUCCUCCUGCUUCAUCAUCAUCAUCGUCCAACCUCCUGGCACCCACGCCGCCUGCACCGCCUUCUCCCGCUUCACAAAUGGAAGACGGCAGGGUGUUGCUCGAUACGUGGUACGUCAUCAAACCAGGCAACACCAAGGAGAAAAUUGCCUUUUUUGUGGCUCACCAGUGUACAGGAGCAGGGAUUCCGAGACCUAGUGCCAUGAAGGUGAAGGGAAACUGGGCAACAGACUGUACCAAGGCUAAGCGUCGCCGCCGCUGCUCGUCGUACGACCCGUCGACGAGAGCGCAGAAUGAGACCUCGGAGCCACCGCCGGAGCCCGGCUGCCUGGAGGACAGCGUUGGAGUGAACGAGACCGAUCUGCUGUCUGUAGCAGAGAUGGUGGCUCUUGUCGAGCAGCGCACGGCCAUGGCCUUGCAAGGCAUGGCAGCUCAAGGACAAAUCACCUCAAGCAACCAGCAGCAUACGGUCCUCCACAAUUCCGUUUCAGAUUCUCCGCCUGUCGUAUUCCUUUCAGAAUCUUCUCCUCCUGCCCCAACGUCUAAAAGUGACUUUGAACGGCGGCAGCAGCAGCAGCAGCAAGAAUCCCGACGCGUCGCUCAGGCAGUAGCGCGCUUCGAGUCUCAGCAGCAAAAUCUUGAGAGUACGAUACUGCGGCCUCAGAUUCACGACUCCGGUAAAGACCGGGAUUGUGCCGGUGAGACGGGAGCAAACGGCCAAAGCCACGGCCGAGGGGAAGUUAGGAUCGCGUUUCGGGUGUCUAGUUUGGAUCCGCGGUCGCAGUCUGAGCCUGAAGGUCGCCCCAGGUGCAUGUUUAUGAGCUGUGGGACUGGAGCAGGACAGGCAGCAACCAGGGCCAAAGAAAAGAUCACAUGUGACCUUUACCAGCUGGUUAGCCCUUCAUCUCGAGACUCCAGUACCGUCCUGGCUGGCUCAUCAAAAUCCGAUUCCACAGGAGAAGACAUCACCGAGCGGCCUCCCUCCACGGCUACGGAUCACACUCCAGACCACUGCUCCGGAGAGAAAAAGGCCGUGGCUCGGGAGCGGGUGACUGGCUUCCACGUCGAAGUUGUAGUCACGGGAGCCGUGGACCAGUGUGUCUUCUACGGUAAGGACAGCACAGAGAACGUCCAAGAAGAGACUGUUUGCAUAGCUGUGCCUAGUGGGGCGAACCGAGCCGACGUUUUAGAAGAACCUCCACCUGGCCAGCUUUUCUUUCUCCAAAGCCCGUCCGCCGAAGAUGAAAGUGGUUCUGGGAUCCCCGGCGGAAUGUGCUCUUUGGAUCGUGCGAAUAACAGUGGGUCGGUAGGGAGCGCGGUAGAGAGGCCGGCCAGCCCGAUCGCCAGCGUGGAAGACUGUGCCGAUAAAUCUCUCUGCCGCCUCUACCGUCACGUCUCCCAUGACUUCCUGGAGAUCCGUUUCCAGAUCCAGCGGCUUCUGGAGCCACGGCAGUAUAUGCUCAUGCUUCCCGACCACAUCAUGGUGAACAUCUUCAGCUACUUACCCACCCGCUCUCUAGCAGCCCUGAAGUGCACCUGCCAUGACUUCAAGGCCCUGAUCGAGACCUACGGCGUGCGCGCCACAGACUCUCGCUGGAACCAGGACCCGCUGUAUCGCGACGAUCCCUGCAAGCAGUGCAAGCGGCAGUACGAGCGGGGGGACGUCUCGCUUUGCCGCUGGCACCCCAAACCUUACCACCACGACCUGCCUUACGGACGCUCGUACUGGAUGUGCUGCCGGCGCACGGACAAGGACACACCCGGCUGUAGAGUUGGACUGCACGACAACAACUGGGUACAGCCAUGUGACAUGGUUCAGGCCCGCGCCAAAAGAGACGAUGGGAGGUGAAGACAGGCGCAGGGCGAUUCUGGGUUCCUUUCUUACUCUCACUUUGCCUAAACCUCAUGACAGUGUAAUAUUUAUGGUUGAGCCUGCUUCCCCACCUCAGCUUGUUAACCCUGCUAUCAUGUCAGUAUCAGUUCUUAGCAGUGCAGCAGCGUACUUAAAUCUUACGGCCGUAACAUGCUGAGUGACGCUGACGCCUGAAUCCCGGCGCUGAUUAAAUGAGGUUAACGUCUGCUGCAUGGGACUAAAUCUUCACACGUAUUUGUAAAUUGGUUAGAAAGUCUUUCUGGCUUGGCAGUGUUUUCCUGAAACCCAGCACUGAAGCCGAUCCCAACCUUGCCAAACCCCGCAGGCUAGGCGUUGACGUGUCUUGCUGAAGUUAUUAAAUGUAUUGAGGUCGGAUGUCAUGGUUUCUUUACAGACCCGGGGGCAAAAAAAGAGCAAAAAUGAUGUCACUUUACAAAUACCUGAUGUCACUUUGUAAUCUACAGUUCUACUGCUUAUGGUUUUUUUGUUUGUUUGUUUGUUUAAUUUCUUUUUUUGUGUGUGAAUGAGUGAAUUCUGUUCCUUCCUUACAUCCUUCCCUUUUUUUUAUUUUGGUUGUGUUUUUUUUGUUUUUUGGGUGGGUUUCAAUGUUUGCAAUGAAAAAUAAGAAUAUCGAAACAAAUGUUUUUCUUGUUCAGACUUUUCCUCCGCCGUUCCCCGGCACCAGCCAGGUCGCUAAUAACCUGUUUCUGCUUUCUGUUGGUGAAAGAAAAGAAAAAAAAAAAACAUCAGGUUUCAGCCUUAAGCUCAUUCCGUCUUCUCGCUCCAUCUACAAUCUUUCAAACAGAAUCAAAUGUUGAUGCUGAUGAUGCCCUUUGGUUUGGGAGACCGUUGUAGGUUUCGCAGUCAGCUGAUGCUAUAGGGAAUUUUUGCCUCUAAAGUAAAUAAAAGUUAUUUAAAACUGG
Pangasianodon hypophthalmus (striped catfish) is the source of this 3789-nucleotide messenger RNA. RefSeq names its product F-box protein 46 (gene fbxo46). Gene Ontology annotation, biological process: intracellular signal transduction. Lineage: Eukaryota; Metazoa; Chordata; Actinopteri; Siluriformes; Pangasiidae. The record is from RefSeq and is a predicted model, not a curated record. Gene Ontology annotation, molecular function: protein binding. The transcript has 2 exons. Bases 788 to 2842 code for a protein of 684 amino acids.